Acinonyx jubatus (cheetah) is the source of this 3156-nucleotide messenger RNA. It is a transcript of the gene NRL, whose product is annotated as neural retina leucine zipper. Bases 1368 to 2081 code for a protein of 237 amino acids. Gene Ontology annotation, biological process: regulation of transcription by RNA polymerase II. The transcript has 3 exons. The record is from RefSeq and is a predicted model, not a curated record. Gene Ontology annotation, cellular component: nucleus. Lineage: Eukaryota; Metazoa; Chordata; Mammalia; Carnivora; Felidae. Gene Ontology annotation, molecular function: RNA polymerase II cis-regulatory region sequence-specific DNA binding; DNA-binding transcription factor activity, RNA polymerase II-specific.
AGGGAGGGGCAGAGAGAGAGGGAGACAAAGAAUCCAAAGUAGGCUCCAGGCCCUGAGCUAUCAGCACAGAGCCCAAAUCAGGGCUGGAACCCAUGGACUCAGAGGUCAUUACCAGAGUCAAAGUUGAUGCUUCACCAACUGAGCCACCCAGGUGCCUUGGAAUACCAUCUUUUAAAAAAAACCUAACUGUGGGGCACUUUGUCUCUGUCUCAAAAAUAAACAUUAAAAAAUUUUUUUUAAUACAGAACUUGCACAUUAUUGAACAAAGCAUUAAAAGUCAUGUUAAAUAUUAAAAAAAAAAUUUGAGGGGUGCCUGGGUAGCUCAGUUGGUUAAGUGGCUGACUUCAGCUCAGGUCAUGACCUUGUGGCUCCCGAGUUUGAGCUCUUCAUUGGGCUCUGCUGUCAGCACAGAGCCUGCUUUGGAUCCUCUAUCUCCUUUUUUCUCUGCCCCUCCCUGUGCUUUCUUUCUCUCUCAAAAAUAAAUAGGGGUGCCUGGGUGGCUCAGUCGGUUGAGCAUCCAACUUCAGCUCAGGUCAUAAUCUCGCGGUUCUUGAGUUCAAGCCCCACGUUGGGCUCUGUGUUGACAGCUCGGAGCAUGGAGCCUGCUUCAGAUUCUUUGUCUCCCUCCCUCUCUGCCCCUCCCCUGCUUGAGCUCUGUCUCUCGCUCUCUCUUGAAGAUAAAUAAACAAUAUAAAAAAAUUUUUUUAAUAAAUAAACAUUUAAAAAAAUCUGAGAUUCUGUGACCAAACUGAGUCUUAAUGUUAAGUCAGAGGUGCCUGGCUGGCUCAGUCAGAAGAGCAUGUGAGUCUUGAUCUUGAGGUUGUGAGUUCAAACCCCACAUUGGGUGUAGAGGUUACAUAAAUAAAAUAAAUAAAUCUUUAAAAAAGUCAAGGUGCGCCUGGGUGGCUCAGUCGGUUAAGUGUCUGAUUUUGGCUCAGAUCAUGAUGCCACAGUUCCUGAGUUCGAGCCCUGCAUCUGGCUGUGUACUGACAGCUCAGAGCCUGGAGCCUGCUUCAAAUUCUGUGUCUCCCCCCUCUCUCUGCCCCUCCCCAGCUUGUGCUCUGUCUCUCUCUCAAAAAUAAACAAACAUUAAAAAAAUUAAGUCAAGUACUAAAGGAUAUAGGAUUUUAUCUCUGGAUCCACUGAUAGACUUUUUUUAGUUUAUUUGGAGAGAGAGAGCUCGUGCGGGCGCCUGAGUGGGGGAGGGGCAGAGAGAGGGAGACAGAAUCUUGAGAAGACUUGGCGCUGUCAGCACAGAGCUUGACACGGCUGGAAGGCUGGAAUUCACAAACCGUGAGAUCAUGACCUGAGCCAAAACCAUAACCAACUGAGCCACCCAGGUGCACCCCUCCCAAUCCAGCCCCAGAAUGGCACUGCCUCCCAGCCCCCUGGCUAUGGAAUACGUCAAUGACUUUGACUUGAUGAAAUUUGAGGUAAAGCGGGAACCCUCUGAGGGGCGAUCUGGCCCCCCAACAGCCUCACUGGGCUCCACACCCUACAGCUCAGUGCCUCCUUCACCCACCUUCAGUGAUCCAGGCAUGGUGGGGGCCACUGAGGCCCCCCGGCCAGGCCUGGAGGAGCUGUACUGGCUGGCCACCUUGCAGCAGCAGCUGGGGGCUGGGGAGGCACUGGGCCUGAGUCCUGAAGAGGCUGUUGAGCUGCUGCAGGGUCAGGGGCCAGUCCCUGUUGAGGGGCCCCACAGCUACUACCCAGGAAGCCCGGAGGAGACAGGAGCCCAGCAUGCCCAGCUGGCGGAGCGGUUUUCGGACGCGGCGCUGGUGUCGAUGUCUGUGCGGGAGCUAAACCGGCAGCUGCGGGGCUGCGGGCGCGACGAGGCGCUGCGGCUGAAGCAGAGGCGCCGCACGCUGAAAAACCGCGGUUACGCGCAGGCCUGCCGCUCCAAGCGGCUGCAGCAGCGGCGGGGGCUAGAGGCUGAGCGCGCCCGCCUGGCCGCCCAGCUGGACGCGCUGCGGGCCGAGGUGGCCCGUUUGGCCAGGGAGCGCGACCUCUACAAGGCCCGCUGUGACCGGCUGACCUCGAGCGGCCCCGGGGCCGGGGACCACGCCCACUUCUUCCUCUGAGUUGCUAGGGGCCGCCGAGUGGUGUAGUAGGUGGGUGGGGGACACCACCUAGAAGGCCACUUUGCCAUUCACUAGAUGGUUACUAGCGCCUUCUGGUGCCAGACACUCUGUUGUAUGACUACAUAAAUAUGCCCGAACUUCCUGGACCCUCAAGGCAUGCUCCGACGUUAGAGGCUGGUCAUUUUCUGGGAGAGAGGUCUUCGCAGGCAGGCAGCAUACACAGCCCUCCACCUCCUGUUCCGCCCCACUUGACCAGGACACUGAGAUCUGGAGGAGCCGGUGCCCUGACUGUUGUGGUGGGGGGCGGGUAAGAAGAGGCGCGGAUGAUAGCUGGGUGACAGUGAAUGGGAGGAGAGGGAGUGGUGUGACUUCCCCCUCAGUUUAGAUUUUAAUUCAAGGUUUUCAGUCUGUAGUGCAUUAAGGUGGUAAUUAGCAAUGAAGCAGUAUUUUCAUUCUGAGGCUUGUAAACACCCCAUUUUAAGACUACUGCAUUUUUCAAGAUUUCAAUCACCAACAAGACAGACUAGGAACUCUAUCCAUGAGGCUUUCAUCCUAUCCAAACCAGUGGCCUCCAGGGCCCAGAACAGCAAAGGCCUGAGGAACUGUAGGGGUGGUUGGUGCCGACUGGGAGAGAAUUCUGGGCAGGAGUCUGGAGACCUGGGUGCUAGGCCCAGCUCUGCCACAGGAUACCUCUGUCACCUUGAGAAAAUCACUUGCUCCCUGGGUUUUGGUUACCUCAUCUAAUCCUGGAUUGGAUGACUUCUGACACCUUUCCAGUUCUGGCAUCUCCUUGGUGUAGGAGCCCCAAGAGUCUUCCCAAGAACCCCCCAAGACAACCUCACCAAAGGGACUUCCUGUCCUGCUCCUGCUUCCUGAUUGCAGCCUGGGCGGUGGAUGAGCCCAUGCGCUGCUCCUCUGCUGCUCUCUCCAAGCUGCCUUGGCCUCCAGACCUGCAUAGGGUACCCUUGCUACCUCCUGCCUUGCUGAGGGCUGAGGUGAGCCUUUGCCCAGCAUGACAAGAUGCUGAAAGAGUGUGGUUUUUGUGAAUUAAACUUGAAGUUCAGGCAGAACUUUA